Messenger RNA from Dermacentor andersoni, 453 nucleotides. RefSeq names its product glucoside xylosyltransferase 1-like. Gene Ontology annotation, biological process: protein O-linked glycosylation via N-acetylgalactosamine. Gene Ontology annotation, molecular function: UDP-xylosyltransferase activity. Lineage: Eukaryota; Metazoa; Arthropoda; Arachnida; Ixodida; Ixodidae. The record is from RefSeq and is a predicted model, not a curated record.
AUGCGUGCGUUUGGCCUGGAGAGACGUGUACUGGAGCUCAAGCGGGAGUUCGAGGGCCGCAUUCCGUGGGCUGACCAGGAUUUGCUGAACAUCCUGUUCUAUCGAUACCCGCAAGGGAUAUUCACAUUCACCUGCCGCUGGAACUUCCGCGGGGAGCACUGCCAUGGUGACGCCCUUUGCACUGACGGCCCAGUGGCAGUGGUGCACGCCUCGCGCAAGAUGAUUCUGGAGAAGCUCGAGCCGGCAUUUGUCGUGCUCCAUCAGGCCAUGCAGAAGUUCAAGCUUGGACAAAGUCUCGUGGAUGACUUCAUUGUUCCUGUGAGAGAAGGCCUCCAGAAGGCGCGUCCGACGGGGUGCACCAAAGAGUUAACCAAGCAGCUGCCUCUACUUACGCUGUCUGCAAGUCGUGUCGACAACGUGACUGGCCGAGCUACGGCCGCGAAUAGAACGUAG